AUGGGUCAGUCGCACAGUGAGCUAGACGACGAGGUGGCCCUCACACAUAUCCAGGAACUUUACCGAAAGUUCGAUAUGUUCGAUAAGAUACGAAUUAAAGGUAAGCAGGACAACACACUAGACUUUAUGGGGUAUGUGGCAGCAGUGCACCUCGUUCUUAGAGGAAAGCUCGAGGACCGACUGAGGUCUUCUUUCAAAUUUUAUGACAGAGAUGGAAACGGACACCUUGACAAAAAGGAGCUAAAACCAGUUGUCAAAAUCAUCUACAAUAUCAAGAGGCAUGGGAACCCAUCUGAAACGGAGAACCUGACCCCUGAUCAAAUCACUGACCGGAUCUUUGACCUGGUGGAUAAGAAUAAAGAUGGCCAGAUUUCCCUGGAGGAAAAUUCCUGGAUGGGGAUGGGAUGGGAGUUCCUGGAUGGGGCUCAGAAGGACCAGUGGGUGCUGGACCAGCUCCAGCUGGACAUAAGGCCCUGUGGGUGGUUCCUAGAAUAGCAGAGGAAUAAUGUGGAGGAAGAACUGCAGAGGAAGAACAACAAGUGACCUUCAAGGGAUUGGAUUCCUGCAACGAUAUUUGUAAGAUAUAUA
Oncorhynchus mykiss (rainbow trout) is the source of this 588-nucleotide messenger RNA. The record is from RefSeq and is a predicted model, not a curated record. Lineage: Eukaryota; Metazoa; Chordata; Actinopteri; Salmoniformes; Salmonidae.